AUGUCAACUAAACGUUACGAUGUGUUAUUACGAUUGUUAUUAGUUGGUGAUACAGGAGUUGGAAAGACAUGUCUAAUCUGUCAAUACGCCAACAAUGAAUUUUAUGAUACACAUAUCUCUACUAUUGGAAUUGAUUUUAAAAUGAAAACUAUGAAUGUUGAUGGACAUACAGUCAAGAUUCAAAUAUGGGAUACUGCUGGACAGGAACGGUUUGAAUCUAUAACUAAACAGUUUUAUAGAAGAGCUCAGGGUGUUAUGUUAGUUUAUGAUAUUUGUAGCAGGUCUACAUUUGAAUCUUUACCAAAAUGGCUAUCAUACGUCAAACAAUUUUCUAAAGAAGAUACAGUAAUAACAGUGCUGGGUAAUAAACAUGAUCAAGAAGAGAAAAGGCAAGUUCAGUAUAUAGAGGGACAACAGUUUGCAGCAGAAAGAAAGCUGAAAUUUUUUGAAACAAGUGCCAAAGAUAGAGAAAACUUACAAAAGGUAUAA
Lottia gigantea (owl limpet) is the source of this 489-nucleotide messenger RNA. RefSeq lists its product as hypothetical. Bases 1 to 489 code for a protein of 162 amino acids. The record is from RefSeq and is a predicted model, not a curated record. Gene Ontology annotation, molecular function: GTP binding; GTPase activity. NCBI's taxonomy places the organism in Eukaryota, Metazoa, Mollusca, Gastropoda, Lottiidae. The transcript is spliced from 6 exons.